This is a messenger RNA of Corythoichthys intestinalis (scribbled pipefish), 5559 nucleotides long. RefSeq names its product aarF domain containing kinase 1 (gene adck1). The coding region runs from base 141 to 1796 and encodes 551 amino acids. The record is from RefSeq and is a predicted model, not a curated record. The transcript is spliced from 11 exons. Lineage: Eukaryota; Metazoa; Chordata; Actinopteri; Syngnathiformes; Syngnathidae. Gene Ontology annotation, biological process: protein phosphorylation. Gene Ontology annotation, molecular function: protein kinase activity; ATP binding.
UACGGGAAGUAGAGGGAAUUGAUUAAAAUAACAUUUAAAGAUAAUGGAAUUCGUGUUCAUGGUUGUGCCAGAGUUUGACGGAAAUGCAUAACAACCCGGAAAAAUAGGUGAGAACUACAGUAACCAGAAUUCUUACGCGCAUGCAGGAAGCUGGCGGAGAGGUCAAAAACAAACCCGGCAUAACAUCGGCAAGGGGUGUACCAUCGAUCACCGCGUGGAAAAAUCUUACAGUGCCACUAAUGGGUCUUCGGCUGCUCAAAAUCCCCACUCUGGCCUCUGCACUGUUAGCCUCUUCUGGAUUUUACCUCUACAACAGACGACUUGAUUUCAAUGACCUGAGUUUGAUCCGAUUCGGACGAGCAGCUGCCACUACUGCUGUAAUAAGCUAUGACUAUCUGACUGCUUUCAAAAAUGUGGAAUAUGGCACAGAGGAAUAUUGGGCCCUUAAAUCCAAGGUACAUCGACGUUCAGCUGAGCGUCUUCGAGACCUGUGCUGUGCAAACCGAGGUACCUUCAUCAAGGUCGGCCAGCACCUUGGUGCUUUAGAUUAUCUCCUUCCGGAAGAGUACACAUCCACACUGAAGGUACUUCAUAGUCGAGCUCCUCAGAGUAGCAUGGAAGAGAUAAAGCAGGUCAUCAAAGAGGACCUCGGCAAGGAGCUGUCAGAGUUGUUUGUUUUCUUUGAUGAGACGCCUCAGGGAGCAGCCUCCUUAGCCCAGGUCCAUAAAGCAGUGCUGCAUGAUGGGAGGACAGUGGCUGUUAAGGUCCAACACCCCAAAGUUCAAAGACAAAGCUCCAAAGACAUAUUGGUGAUGGAGGUUUUGCUGAAAGGCGUCCAUUGGCUCUUCCCUGACUUUGCGUUCAUGUGGUUGGUAGAAGAAGCCAAAAAAAACAUGCCAUUGGAGCUGGAUUUCUUGAAUGAAGGGCAUAAUGCAGAAAUCAUAUCAAAAAAGCUGGCCCACUUCACCUUUCUCAAGGUUCCGACAAUUCACUGGGACCUGUCCACUAAAAGGGUUUUGACCAUGGAAUUUGCCGAAGGAGGUCAGGUCAAUGACCGGGAGUACAUGGAGGCAAAUGGCAUCAACGUCAACGAGAUUUCAGAAAACCUGGGCAAAAUGUAUAGCGAAAUGAUCUUCUUACACGGCUUUGUUCACUGUGACCCCCACCCUGGUAAUGUGUUGGUUCGAAAGUGUCAGAAAAGCAAGAAGACAGAGAUCAUCCUACUCGAUCAUGGCCUUUAUCAGGUCUUACAACCAGACUUCAGGAUAAACUACUGCCGACUCUGGCAGGCUCUAAUUCACCAGGACAUGUCUCAGGUGGAGCGUUACAGUCGCAAACUGGGAGCUGGAGACUUGUACCCGUUGUUUGCUUGUGUGCUCACAGCUCGUUCCUGGGCUGCCGUCAACUCUGGUAUCGGUUCUGUGCCUGUCACUCAUUCAGAGGAAGUGGAAAUACGGACAAAUGCAGCUCUUUACCUACCUCAGAUCAAUGACCUAUUAAACAGAGUUCCCCGGCAAAUGUUGCUGCUUUUGAAGACCAAUGAUCUUCUGAGAGGAAUUGAAACCACUCUUAAGACUAGAGCUUCAUCAUCCUCCUUCAUCAACAUGUCACGCUGCUGCAUUCGUGCUUUGGCCAGACACAAAAGGAGUAAAAAUACGUCCAGCAGAAGACGUCUGCAAAUCACACUAACAGAGUCUUUCAACCUCUGGAGACUUAGUAUGUAUGAGUUGUUACUAUGGUUGAAGAGCUCUCUGGUGGCACGUGGGGUUUCUACUCUGCUAGCAUUUUUACAUUGAGACAUGUACUAAACUUACUACAAGGUGAGCAUCUGACCACUAUCUACUGAUUAAAAUAAAACCAGGCAGCCAUUGAAUCAUGCAGUGCUUGUCAAAACAUACCUCAGGAUGUGACAGUUUUGUGUUUCCUCAGAACUUGUUAUAGUAGUAUUUAUAUUCAGCAACUAAUGGGCCGUUUAUAUGGUGAUGCUCUGACACCAAGACGCAACAAUUGUGUUGCAGAAUGACCUCGCAUUUAGAUGGUGACGGUGAAAACGGAAGGCGACGGCGCAAACUUUUGAUUCUGGCCUCGAAAGUGGAAGGCUUUCGCUUCGAUGACGUCAGCACUCGCACAGGUCACUUUGGGUGUGCAAAGUCGCUGCUAGUAAACAUUUAAAAUAGCAAACAUGGCAGAACAGCGCCUUUAAUUUACUGUUUUAUAAUAUUUUUAAUUUAAAUAUAUUUUAUUUUCUCACAGAUGCCAUUGCUUCGAGUUUUUAAAAAAUUAUUUGUCAGGAAAGCUCAAGUUUGAACUCCGAGACAAGUAUCAACAGAUAACAAAAUGAGAAUAAUGAAUCAGACAGCCAAGGAUUGCCUGCUUCAAAGACUUUAUAAACAUGAUAUAUCACGGGUACAAAAUGAUAUGACUCAGCCAGGAGCUGAGAUCACCCAGAACUAGAGAUGUCGCCGAUCGAUCGGGUCCGAUCACGUCAUUUUCAAAGUAUCGGAAUCGGCAAAAAAAUAUCGGCCAUGCCUUUUUUAAAUAUAUAUAUAUAUAUAUAUAUAUUUUUUUAAUUAAAUCGUUUUCUAAUUGUAUUUAACGUUACAGACAUAAUAUGUUACACUCAUCCAGAGUCUUUAGUUUAGGCUUAAGGUAGGGUUAUCAAAUUUAUCCCGAUAACGGCAGUAAUUAAUUUUUUAAAAAUGUAUCACGUUAAGUAUUCAACGCAAUUAAUGCAUGCGUUGCACGACCCACUCACGCAUUGUCGCACUCAAUCUGUAUUGGCACCGUUUUAUUCAUAUAGAGAGAUAAAAGACAGUGUAAUAUGAGUAGAGUGAAUUUUGGCAGCCUUUGGAGCCUUUUUUUAAUAGGCUAAAACCUUACAAUCCUUCUCCCUAUGAUUAGAAAUAUCAUGGGACCUGUCACCUUCUGUGCUUCUGCCUGUUUUGCUUUUACUCUUUUAUUCUUAGUCUUUUUAUUUAUUUUACUUUUUUCUGGCGAUGUGCACUUUGAGAUUUGUUGUCAAAUGUAAAGUGCGUUAUAAAUAAAAUGUAUUAUUAUUUAUUAUUAUGGGAAGCAAUGUGGGGAAGCAAGGUAGCAAUUGAUCUUUUUUCUAGUUGGCAAUAUUUAGUCACAAUAUACAAAGUCACACGUCUUUCUAUCUGUGGAUCCCUCUCACAGAAAGAAUGUUAAUAAUGUAAAUGCCAUCUUGAGGAUUUAUUGUCAUAAUAAACAAAUACAGUACUUAUGUACUGUAUGUUGAAUGUACAUAUUCGUCCGAGUUUUAUUCAUUUUUUUCUUAAUGCAUUGCCAAAAUGUAUAUGAUCGGGGAAAAUUAUCGGGAAUGAUUGGAAUUGAAUCGGGAGCAAAAAAAAGCAAUCGGAUCGGGAAAUAUCGGGAUCGGCAGAUACUCAAACUAAAACGAUCGGGAUCGGAUCGGGAGCAAAAAAACAUGAUCGGAACAACCCUACCCAGAACGUACAAUGAGAAUACACAAGUCCAGAGUCUUUAUUCCUGUUGAAAGGGUGUUGCUUACUACAAAACGAUACCUACUGAGAAAACAUAAGUGAAAGUUACUGCUGCUCAGCCGUGGCUGACACAAAAAGGGAGUAAAUAAGAUAAGGCAUGAAGGAGAAACCCAAUGUAAUAUGUUGAAAAGAAUAUUUGCAGCACAUGAACAGUAAGUAUGAGUAAAAUCUCACAAACGAAUAUAGUGGAAUAUAGAUUCACAACAGUUUAUGUGUUUCCUAAGCAUGAAUAAAAUAUUCUUUCACAUUAUUGACAAGCAAUGUUAUAUCAUUUAAAGUUGUAAAGAACAGCUCAAGAAAUACGAGAGAAAAGUUAAAUAAACACAAAAAACGUGAAUAAAACUGCAAAUAAAAGGUACGGGGGGUAAAAAAUAAAACGCUUGCUUUGAGUGGGUGGGUAUGUUGUCUUCUGGCCUGAGAAGGUUGUUGUCAAAGAAGUGCAUCAUUGGCUGUCGCCUUGUAAAACUGCACUGCCAUCUCGGGGCUGGCAUGAAUACUACAUUGUUUUCACGCAAAAUUUCAUCAUUGUUCGAAUGGAGACGGAGCCAAGACGGAAGGAACCAUAUAAAUGUGAACAUGAAAUUUGUCAUAUUCUUGGAGCAUCGCCAUGUAAACGGCCCCAGUUUCCAGUAAUCACAUUCUGUAAAAUAUGAAAUUCAAACUGUCAGACUUCAGCCGUGAUAGUCUUAGAACUGUAGCUAUCGUUACUUUUUGUCGGUUUAUUUUAUAACUCAGUAUGAACAUCUUUUACCAUUGUAAAUGACACUUUAUGUGCAGAAUUUUAAUUAUGAGAGAGGAAACGUAUAAAUGCCACUUUGGAUCUUUGCUGUAUUAAUAUCACGUCAACUACAGUAAAAGGACACACAGUAUUGUAUGCAUGCCAAGAAAAAAAACUAGCGGCUGUUGGGUCAAUAUUUAUAUCUUACUAUUAAACAACUUUUAGAAAACACCAAGUUCUGUCUUUCUGUUAUUUAAUUCGAUGCAUAAAGUAGAAAGGUUGCAUUUUUUUUCUAAAUAAAUUCAAAAUCACGCGGAGAUGCUUUGCUCUGUCAUUGGUAACGUCCUUUUAAUUUUGGGACAUUUUGGGGUCACUUCUUUGUUAACUCAUCAAUUGCCCUUCCCAGUCAAAAGGGAUUGGUCAUCUAGCACCAUCAAUGGCAGCCAAUUAGUGCCCCAUAGUGCCUAAAACUAAAAGUGUUCCAUGGUUAAAAUUUUCAUGAAUUUUCAGUUUUUUCAUAAAUUUUUUUAUUUUUUUAUUUUUUUAUUUUUUGGCAGUUUUCACAGUUUUUCCUUUUUUUUCCCCGUGGUUUCAGUGUUUUUUUCCCCCCGCAUUGAUAUUAAGGCAUUUCUGGACUACUUCCGGCUCGUUGGUAACUUCCUGCAGAUUAUCAGGUCACUUCCUGUUAAUAUCUGGUAAUUUUUCCCAUUGGAAAUUAAUGGGGGCAUUUGGUAUAAAUGAACAACUUUUUUGGCAAAAAUCGUAUUCAACUGUUGUGCGCCUUGAUUUCCCCCAAAAUUUUACGUGUAAAUUACGUGAAUUUUUUUUUAAAAAAUGUAAGAUGAGACACAUUUUGAAAUUGGAAAUUUUCAAUAUUUUUGCCAUAGUAAACGAAUGGGCCUUAUCUUUUGUGGAAAAACACUUUUUUUUCGCCACAAUCGUAAACGUGAGGGACGGAAUCGAAAGAGAGCCUGAGUCAUAUGAACUUUUGGAUCAUUUCAAAGUUGAAACAGUGAGAAUCAGUCAAAGUGCACGGGCUGUGCGGCACGCCAAAAAAGUGGACCGAAAAAAACAUGUAAAGCAUCUUCACAAUUAACAAACCCUAAAACUAGGGAUGUGCCGGUAUUAUAUUCUUACGGUAUAAUAACCUUAAGCCAAAAUAUCACAGUAUUGCAAUUACAUCUCUAAAAUGUGUUACUUUGAGAUAUGUGGGUUUAAAAAAAAAAAAAAAAAAAUUAAAUUGAACGGGAUUGUUUUUUUCAAAACAUAUUAGCAAAUUUGAACAUAAGUAUAACGUUAAGUGGGGAAAAAAAAAAA